Molecule: messenger RNA, 1182 nt
Organism: Didymosphaeria variabile
Lineage: Eukaryota; Fungi; Ascomycota; Dothideomycetes; Pleosporales; Didymosphaeriaceae
Gene: TFB2
Product: RNA polymerase II transcription factor B 52 kDa subunit
Exons: 3
Coding region: 1-1182 (393 amino acids)
Biological process (GO): nucleotide-excision repair
Cellular component (GO): transcription factor TFIIH holo complex; transcription factor TFIIH core complex
Molecular function (GO): ATPase activator activity; double-stranded DNA binding
Source: RefSeq, a predicted model, not a curated record
AUGGCCCUGCUCUACAUGCCCACGCCAUUUCCCGUCGCUGAAUUGGACGCAUGGUUCCGCGCCGAUUCCAUGCAGACAAAGAGAGGUGCCAUGCAAAUCCUCGAGAAACUGCACAUCAUAGUCAUGAAGCAGGACGACGCGCGUCAGACCCGAUACGAGCUAUACAAGAGCUUCGCUUCUUCGCUACGACAGGCGCUAGAAGGUAGCGGAUCACACAGGUCUUUUGGCGUGCCGUCGCAUAAGUCUGAGGAGAGAAGGGUUAGCAUAGACUUUUUAGACAGCUACUCGCAGCGGCAGUGGGAGAACAUUCUUUUCUACCUGGUCGGAGGCACGGUGGGGUUCAGGAACCCUGGAGGGCAGGAUGACGGUUUCACGUUUGUGCUUAGAGACACGAAUGCGCAGGUUUGGAGCUUGCUCGUUGCCUACCUAAGGAAUGCGCCACAGCAACGCAUGUCCGAAACCGACAUCCUUAACUUCCUCUUCAUGCUCGGCUCCCUCGAGCUCGGACAAGACUACUCUACCGCGACUCUCUCCGCCACGCAACUUCAAAUGCUCGAAGACCUCGCGGAAUUUGGCAUCAUCUACCGUUCGCACAAAGCAGCCUCCACAUUCUAUCCCACUCGCCUCGCCGUCACCCUUACCUCUGACGCCGGCGCCCUCUCGCAAGGCUCAGGUUCCGCAACGGGAGGCGGCUCCACAGCUAAGGGCUUCAUCAUCGUCGAGACGAACUACCGCAUCUACGCGUAUACCAACAGUCUCCUUCAAAUCGCCAUCCUCUCCCUCUUCACCCAUAUGCGCACGCGCUUCCCCAACCUCGUUUCCGGAAAGAUCACCCGCAGAUCCAUAGGCCGCGCCAUCUCCUAUGGUAUAACCUCCGCCCAAGUUAUAGAAUAUCUUGAGACGCACGCACACCCGCAGAUGCAGAAGACGAAGCCCUUCCUGCCGCCAACAGUUAUGGAUCAGAUUCGCCUGUGGGAGUAUGAGAGGGAAAGGAUGGAGACGAGUCAGGGCUUCUUGAUGAGAGACUUUGCAAAUGAGGGUAGUUAUAGGGAUUAUGUGCAGUACGCCAAGGACAAUGGGGUGUUGGUCUGGCAGAAUGAUAAGCAGCGCAUGUUUUUCAUUGAUAGUAUUGAGGUGGUGGGGGCGAAGAUUAAGAGGGAUAUGCAGAAGGCGAGAGCGUAA